AUGGCCGCCGCGUCCUCCGCUCCCUUCUUCGGCCUCUCCGACGCGCAGAUGCAGCCGCUGAUGCCCGCGCAGCAGCCCCCCGCCCCCGCCGCCGCCGCGCCGGCGCCCAAGAAGAAGCGCAACCAGCCGGGCAACCCAAAUCCUGACGCGGAGGUGAUCGCGCUGUCGCCGCGGUCCCUGAUGGCGACGAACCGGUUCGUGUGCGAGGUGUGCGGCAAGGGGUUCCAGCGGGAGCAGAACCUGCAGCUGCACCGUCGCGGCCACAACCUGCCGUGGAAGCUGAAGCAGAAGAACCCCAAGGAGACGCGGCGGCGGGUGUACCUGUGCCCGGAGCCGACGUGCGUGCACCACGACCCGGCGCGCGCGCUGGGCGACCUCACCGGCAUCAAGAAGCACUACUGCCGCAAGCACGGCGAGAAGAAGUGGAAGUGCGACAAGUGCGCCAAGCGCUACGCCGUGCAGUCGGACUGGAAGGCCCACUCCAAGACCUGCGGCACCCGCGAGUACCGCUGCGACUGCGGCACCCUCUUCUCCAGGAGGGACAGCUUCAUCACCCACCGCGCCUUCUGCGACGCGCUAGCCCAGGAGAGCGCGCGGCUGCCGCCGAUCGGCGCCGGCAUGUACGGCGGCCCCGGCAACAUGGCCCUCAGUAAUCUCUCCGUCCUGGCGCCACAGAUGGCCGGCGGCUUCCCAGACCAAUCCGGCCACCACUCGUCAGCUUCGGCCAUCGACGUCCUCAACCUCGGUGGUGGUGGCGGCAACGCCGGUCAGUUCGAGCACCUCAUGCCAUCGUCCUCCGGGUCCUCCAUGUUCCGCUCCCAGGCCGCCAACUCCUCCCCAUUCUAUAUGGGCGGCGGCGCCGCCCAGGACUUUGCCGAGGAUGACGUCCACCGUUCCCAUGGCAACCAAGGCUCCCUCAUCCAGGGAAAGUCUCCCGCGGCCUUUGAUGGCCUGAUGCAACUUCCGGACCAGCACCAGGGAAGCGGCGGCGGCAACGGUAAUAACAACCUCCUGAACCUUGGCUUCUUCUCAGGCAAUGGCAACGGGGGCGGCCAGGACUCGCGCCUGGUCUUCCAGAACCAGUACAACGGCAGCGCCGGAAACGGCAGCAGCAGCAAUGGAAAUGGAGAGAAUGGCGGCAUGGUCGCCUCCGGCAGCAUCCUGGGAGGCGGUGGCGGGGGCUUCCCUUCGCUCUACAGCUCGUCUGAGGCGGGUGGCGGGCUCCCGCAGAUGUCCGCAACUGCGCUGCUGCAGAAGGCGGCGCAGAUGGGCGCGACGACGAGCAGCCAUAACGCUGGCGCCGGCGGCGCCGGGCUUCUCCGUGGCCCGGGUAUGAGGGGCGGCAGCGGGGAAGGCGGGUCGUCGGCCGCGGCAGCGGCGGCGAGCGAGAGGCAGUCGUUCCAUGACCUCAUCAUGAACUCUCUGGGUAGCGGGAGCGGCGCCAGUGCCACAACCGGCGGUCGCGCCGGGGCGUUCGGCAGCGGCGGGGGCUUCCCCGUGGACGACGGCAAGCUGAGCACCCGGGACUUCCUCGGCGUCGGCCCUGGCGGCGUGGUGCAAGCCGGCAUGGGGCCGCCCCGGCGGCACAGCGGCGGCGCCGGGCUCCACAUGGGCUCGCUGGACCCUGCCGAGCUGAAGUAG
Molecule: messenger RNA, 1641 nt
Organism: Triticum turgidum subsp. durum (durum wheat)
Lineage: Eukaryota; Viridiplantae; Streptophyta; Magnoliopsida; Poales; Poaceae
Source: the annotation of a GenBank genome assembly